AUGGUGGGACUAAAAACGAUGUCUUCCAAUCUGAACCCGGGGUCAAAGGCGGCUGGAGCGAACAGUCGGCCGACCAGCAAAGAUGGCUCCAAGAAGAAUAUUUGGUCUUCCCUAUUAGAUACUGUUGCCAACGGCAAGCGCUUACCAGAAAAGAACCUGCUGGUGCUAGGUGGCACGCCGGACAGUCAAAGGGAAUUCCUAGAUACUUUCUCCGCAGAUACGUCGGCAGACCCCAGCUUAGCGAACGACAAACGUAAAGGCAAAGGGAAAGCACCACCAAUUGCCAACCAGUUUGCGCUCGGGUACACAUAUCGCGAUGUCCUUGAUGCCGAUAAAGAGGAUACUCUGGCCCGCGUCUCGGCUUACCUUCUUUCCGAACCCUCUCCAUCAUUCGCGCCUCUCCUCAAACCCCUCCUGACUCCGAAGUCCGUUCCGGAAACGCUGGUUGUGAUCCUCAUGGACUGGUCAGACCCAUGGACAUGGGUUCGAAGACUAAGGGAAUGGACUCGUUUGCUACGUUCUGUGCUGGUUUCACUCGAUGAUGAGACCAAAUUGGUUAUGGAAGAGACCAUGACGGAGUGGCGCGAUCGGAAACGGGGAGUUGAUUCUAGUUCUGGGGCCACAGGAGGCAUCGCCUCAAGCAGCCCGGUCACAAUACCUUUAGGCCCCGGUGAAUGGGACGAAGGUCUCGGCAUCCCGAUGUGUGUUGUCUGCCAGGGCGCGGAUAAGAUCGAGAAGUUGGAGAAAGAUCAUGGGUGGCAUGAAGAGCAGUUUGACUUCGUUCUCCAAUUUCUCAGAACGAUUCUUUUGAAGCAUGGCGCGUCACUCAUCUAUACGACCCCGUUCCUUGCAAACUCGCUCCAAGGCUUGAUCCAUUCUUCCCUGGGCAUACACUCUCUUUUGAAAAGAGAAUCAUUAAAACAUAAUGUGAUCGACCGAGAUAAGAUCCUAGUGCCAGCUAAUUGGGACUCGUGGGGUAAGAUCCGAAUCAUUCGUGAAGGAUUUGACAUGGAAGGGGUCUCGACGGCUUGGUCAAUCGAAAUUCAGGACCCUCCCGAGCCGAUCCAUCAAUCCACGGAUGGCAGUCAGCAGAACGAGAACGGUUUAGCAGAAGAAGGCACAAGUGCCGUGACCAUGUUCGAACAGACAAUCAUCGACCCCAAACGCGGCACAGCCAAUCCCCACGGCUCCACGACUAAGAUCGAAAUUGAGACAUCCGAUCUCCAGGACUUCUUCGCCGCCCAAGUGGAGAAACUGGAAGAGCUCAGGGCUAAGGACGAAAAGGAGAACCUGAACCAGCCAACCCCACAACUGGAAAUGUCUCCCAUGGCCGAUGAAGGCAAAGUCAACGACCACAUCGGCCCUGUACAGUUCAACAUGGGUGGAAUCCAAGUGGAUGCCGACGAUAUGUUGAAAAAGCUUCGGGACCGAGAGGCUAGCCGAAGCCAAAAGAAAGAGAGUCCAUAUGCAGGCACCGGCGGCAAUGACGAGAAAGCGCACAAUCAAGCCCUGGCAAAUUUCUUUGCUGGUCUCGUCAAGAAACCUGGGUCUAGUCCCCGUGGAAGCCCUUCGGCUUGA
Messenger RNA from Penicillium bovifimosum, 1578 nucleotides. RefSeq names its product dynein family protein. Bases 1 to 1578 code for a protein of 525 amino acids. Gene Ontology annotation, molecular function: dynein heavy chain binding. The transcript has 6 exons. Lineage: Eukaryota; Fungi; Ascomycota; Eurotiomycetes; Eurotiales; Aspergillaceae. Gene Ontology annotation, biological process: microtubule cytoskeleton organization; microtubule-based movement. Gene Ontology annotation, cellular component: centrosome; cytoplasmic dynein complex. The record is from RefSeq and is a predicted model, not a curated record.